UUUUGCCUAACCGUUCAUCGUGUAAAGAAAAUGGGAAUUAAAGACCAGACCGGAUGCACACCAUGUUGUUACUUUAUUGGUGACCAAACAAACAAAUAUGUUAUGUUCGUUAUUUUAAAUGCAUAAACAAUGGAUCUAGGAUUGGAAGUUUGUUCUCUCAGCCGCCAAUGUUAAAUGUUAACCAGUGAACAUCGCUAGAUCAGAAAGGUUUCACGACGGCUCCGUUUUGCGAGGAAAGCUAGGCUAUAGCCUACCACAUGGAUCAGCAUUCUGCAGUAAGUGCAAAAGUCUCCGAUCAUAUGACUUCCACGUUUUAAGGUAAUGUCAGCAAAUCCUUAAUGAAACAUUAAGGCGGAAUCAGAUAAUCAGAUAGCCUUAAAUAGGGCACCCGGUGCGGUUGCGGUUAUGCAGCCCAAUAUUUGCUUUGCUAGGUCAUGUUCCAUCACAAGACAUGCCCGCAUUCAUUCUAUCUGAACGCCUAGUCACGAGUUGCGAGGCACAGCGUCAUCUAAAGCUUUACGCCGUCUUUUGACCACCGAGUUUUUGGCUAUUUAGCGUAUAGCCUACAGGCAAAAGAAGCAUACUUCUAAACAACUAGAAAGCUAAGUUAGCCAAAUAGCCAACUCAACUUUUAUCAGAUCACCUUUUGAAUGCGACUUCACCAGCCUCAAAAUGAAAACAUUUGAAGAAGCAAAGACCCGCUUGGAACUCCUCGAGCAAUCCCACCUUCUCAGGUUCUGGUCUGAAUUAAGCGAGGAGGAGAAACGCACAUUUCUGGCCGAAUUGUCCCAGUUAAACGUUGAGGAACUGCAGGAUCACUGUCGAGGCGCCACCAAAGCUGCUUUCGGCCAGCAAACGAGUCCUCUGGAUGGGCUGCACCAAGAGAUGGAGCCCGUUCCGCCUGAAUUCAUUGGCGGCAUUAAAAGGAGCGACCAAAAUACUCUGGUUGACUGGGAAAACGAAGGUAUUUUGCAGAUUUCGCAGAAUAAGGUGGCUGUGUUGCUCCUGGCCGGUGGCCAGGGCACUCGCCUGGGCGUGCCGUACCCAAAGGGGAUGUACAACGUGGGUCUGCCAAGCCAGAAGACCCUGUACCACAUCCAGGCCCAGCGCAUCCGGAAGGUCCAGGAACUGGCUGCUGGGAAAUGCGGUUCUAAGUGCACAGUGCCCUGGUACAUAAUGACCAGCGAGUUCACCCUGGACCCCACAGAGAAGUUCUUCAGGGAGAACCACCAUUUUGGUCUGGAGCCGUCCAACGUGGUGAUGUUCGAGCAGAGGAUGAUUCCGGCCGUGGGGUUCGACGGAAAGCUGUUUCUGCAGGAGAGGGGAAAGAUCGCCAUGGCGCCAGAUGGAAAUGGAGGACUCUACCGUGCACUGCUGGAUAACCUGAUCCUGGAGGACAUGGAGAGGAGGGGAGUGGAGUAUUUGCACGUCUACUGCGUUGACAACAUCCUGGUCAAAAUGGCCGACCCUGUCUUCAUUGGCUUCUGUGUGAGGAAAGGGGCGGACUGCGGUGCCAAGGUGGUGGAGAAGGCGUAUCCGGAGGAGCCGGUGGGUGUGGUUUGUCGAGUGGGCGGCGUGUUCCAGGUGGUGGAGUACAGCGAGAUCCUUCCAGAAACGGCCAAACUGCGUGGUCCGGCUGGCGAGUUGGUCUACAGUGCCGGAAACAUCUGCAACCACUUCUUCACCCGGGAUUUCCUGAGGAGCGUCACACAGCAGUUUCAAGGGGACCUGAAACAGCACGUGGCCCUGAAGAAGGUCCCGUACCUGGAUGAAGAUGGAAACCUGGUGAAACCCAGCAAGCCCAACGGCAUCAAGAUGGAGAAAUACGUCUUUGAUGUAUUCCAGUUCUCCAAGAAGUUUGUGGUCUUUGAGGUUCUGCGUGAGGAGGAGUUCUCGCCGCUGAAGAACGCGGAUGGGGCAGCCCUGGACACACCCACCACUGCCCGGCGGUCCCUCCUGGCUCAACAUUACCACUGGGCACUAGCCGCUGGAGCCACCUUCCUGGACCACCAGGGGGCGCCCAUUCCCCUUAAACCCCGGACUGUUCAGGAUGAUGAGCCACCUGCGGUGUGUGAGAUCUCUCCACUCGUCUCCUACUUUGGCGAGGGACUGGAUCAUCUGCUGAAAGACAAGGCCAUCACUUGCCCCUUCAUUCUGGAUGAGGUGGCUGCGGAAAAACUGAAAAAUUAGUCUUGCCCCACCCCCUCCUUAAAAUCUCAGACCGUGUCCGAAAUGGAUUAAUUGCCUACCUACCUUAUAUGCAAUUUGUAUACUCGAUAGUAGGCAAGUAAGCUCUCUCGGACAGGAGAUGGAGGCAAGGUGCCACAGGGUGGAUGGGUGGCAGGGUAGCAGCUAUUUUGCCCGGUAGCAAAAAGUGUUUGUAACUAUAAGGGAUUUUUCAAUGGUGCCUUUCAUCAAAGUACGGCUUCUUGCUGUAUCAAGAAAAAUGCAGGAUAUAGCUUUAGGUAUUCUGUAGAGUGUCUUCUGAAUGUGGGCACAGAAAGACUGGAGAAUAUGCCUGUUCACAGCCUUCACAUUGUCUUUACAUGGCUGUGGGGAAAAUUCAGAAGAAAUUGUAUUUGCAAAUUUUUACCAAAUAUUUGCAGUACUGUGCUUUUGGGGAGAAAUUGCCAAGGAUUUGAUUGACUGAUAUACUGUCAGUUUAAACCGAAAUGGUGUUAAAUGCUCCUCCUCUUCUUCCCCCUGGAAAUCGGAAUUAUAUAUUUGUUCCUUUUUUGGCAUUUGAUAUCUGUCGUUUCAAUUGUUUGUUGUCGACAAUUUGCAGGGAAGACCAUGUCGUAUUGUAUUUCACAAAUUAGGUUUUUCAAGUAUGAAUUUAAAAGUGCAUUUCGGCAGCCUGGUCGUCUGCCAAAAAAAUGAUUACACGUUUACACAAUUAUGUAAUAUUGCUUUGAAAAUAUAGUAACUGAAAAUAAAACGUUUUUCAGGAA
Messenger RNA from Conger conger (European conger), 2951 nucleotides. RefSeq names its product UDP-N-acetylglucosamine pyrophosphorylase 1, like 1 (gene uap1l1). The transcript has 9 exons. The coding region runs from base 673 to 2190 and encodes 505 amino acids. The record is from RefSeq and is a predicted model, not a curated record. Lineage: Eukaryota; Metazoa; Chordata; Actinopteri; Anguilliformes; Congridae. Gene Ontology annotation, molecular function: UDP-N-acetylglucosamine diphosphorylase activity. Gene Ontology annotation, biological process: UDP-N-acetylglucosamine biosynthetic process.